AGGCAACACUGGAUAACUUCUCCCAUCUGUCCCUCCCACUAUCCUACCAAAUACCAACAACGCACCAACAGGAGAGAGAGAGAGGGAGAGAGAGAGAGAGAGAUAUGGGGGGCUUGGCUUGGUUUGGUUUAUCGUUUCCUACCACCACGCACUAGAGAUGUGGUUUCCUUGUCUAGAUUUGGCUGAGAAACCCUCCUCCACCCACUCCCCAUUACCCACCAACCCUUUUCUCCCUUUUUUCCCUUAAACAUUACUCUGUAGUUAUAAAUAGAUAUACGUUUCCAUAUGCAAUAGUGGACAUUAUAUAUAUACCUGUUAUCUGUAUUCUGCUCCGAGAUGCUCAUUUAGCCUCUCUGUGUUUGCUCUUCUUCUCGAAAAACAAGAAGUAGAAGAAUUGCCGCAUAGUAAUAUAUAUACAAUUAAGAUGAGAGGAGGGAAUUUGUGGCAACUUGGGCAAUCAAUCACUCGCCGACUUGCUCAAGCUGAUAAGAAGGCCAUAACUCGACGAUCCUUUGCCUCAGAAGCUGAACUGAAGAAGACAGUUUUAUAUGAUUUCCAUGUUGCUCAUGGUGGCAAGAUGGUCCCUUUUGCUGGGUGGGGCAUGCCCAUUCAAUACAAAGACUCAAUCAUGGACUCAACUUUGAACUGUAGGGAAAAUGGUGGAUUAUUUGACGUCUCUCAUAUGUGUGGGCUGAGCCUCAAGGGAAAGGACUGCAUCCCGUUUCUUGAAAAACUGGUUGUCGCCGAUGUUGCUGGGCUUACCCCUUUAACUGGGACCCUCACUGUCUUCACGAAUGAGAAGGGCGGGGCAAUUGAUGAUUCAGUGAUCACCAAGGUCACGGAUGACCACAUAUACCUAGUGGUGAAUGCAGGGUGCAGAGAUAAGGAUCUUGCGCACAUUGAGGAGCAUAUGAAGGCAUUCAAGGCCAAAGGUGGAGAUGUCAGCUGGCACAUUCAUGAUGAGAGAUCUCUACUGGCUCUUCAGGGUCCUCUUGCGGCACCAGUUCUUCAACACCUGACGAAGGAGGAUUUGAGCAAGAUAUACUUUGGAGAGUUCCGAAUGUUGGACAUUAAUGGGGCCCACUGCUUCCUUACUAGGACAGGGUACACUGGUGAAGAUGGUUUUGAAAUCUCAGUUCCGUCCGAGAAUGCAGUAGAUCUUGCCAAAGCAAUCUUAGAGAAAUCCGAAGGAAAAGUAAGGCCAACUGGGCUAGGUGCUAGAGACAGCCUCAGGCUCGAAGCUGGACUCUGUUUAUAUGGUAACGACAUGGAACAACACAUAACCCCUGUGGAAGCAGGACUCACGUGGGCCAUAGGAAAGAGAAGAAGAGCCGAAGGCGGAUUUCUAGGCGCCGAAGUAAUCCUCAAACAAAUCGAAACUGGCCCGUCGAUCAGGCGUGUCGGCUUUUUCUCCUCAGGUCCACCUGCCAGAAGCCACAGCGAGAUUCAAGAUGAGAAAGGGACUAGCCUCGGUGAAGUCACCAGUGGAGGAUUCAGCCCCUGCCUUAAAAAGAACAUAGCUAUGGGGUACGUGAAGUCUGGGUCCCACAAAGCGGGUACAAAAGUCAAGAUUGUGGUUCGUGGGAAGUUGUAUGACGGAAAUGUCACGAAAAUGCCUUUUGUACCCACUAAAUACUACAAGCCGUCUUGAUUUUGUUGUUCGGUGCUUGCCUCAAUAGAUUUCCCAGUUGGUUCCUCGGCUUGAAUUGUUGCUAUGAAACCUGAAAGCAGCUCCAAGGCUAAUAUUUUUCUUCUAUUGUUAUACAAUGAUUUUCUUAUCUAAAUUUGAAGUGCAUGUGUUGUGUUUCACAUGUUUCUAGUGUCAUCAAUGUGGAUGCUACCUUGUGUUUUGCAUAUGAAGAAAUAGAAAUCAAUCCUGCUUAUUUUCA
Rhododendron vialii is the source of this 1889-nucleotide messenger RNA. Its product is annotated as aminomethyltransferase, mitochondrial. Gene Ontology annotation, cellular component: mitochondrion. Gene Ontology annotation, molecular function: protein binding; aminomethyltransferase activity. Gene Ontology annotation, biological process: glycine decarboxylation via glycine cleavage system. Bases 425 to 1651 code for a protein of 408 amino acids. NCBI's taxonomy places the organism in Eukaryota, Viridiplantae, Streptophyta, Magnoliopsida, Ericales, Ericaceae. The record is from RefSeq and is a predicted model, not a curated record. The transcript has 4 exons.